GCCUGGAAACUCGCCCGGGCAGGACUGAGAAGUCGCCCGUGGCUCGUUGGCCGGCCCCCGUCCCAGGUCCUGGGUCCCCGAAGUCACCGCGGCGGCGCCCAGACUGACAACCGGAAAGAGCCUGGUCAUCACCCCCCAGCCCUGGGCACUUCCUUACAGAGACUCACUCACCGGCCGGGCGGGCCUCCCGGCGCGCCGUCCCCCGAGCGCAGCACCUCGGCCCGGGGCCCCUCUUCCGCGCCCGCCCGGGGUCCCCGCUCCAGCGACGCCUCUCCGAAGCCGCCGGCCGAGCUUCCCCCGAGCCGGGCCACGGGGCGUCGGGCUGAGAUUCGAAAGAGCGAUUCAAACAGAAAACCCCAAAACGAAACCCCGAGGAGAGUUUCUGAACUUCCCUUGUCGUUGUGAACUCGACAGCCUCAACCUGCGCAGAAGAGACCUCGGCUGGACCGUGCAGGCGAGGACCGCGCCCCGCCGAUCGCAGGAGCCGGGUGCGGAGAAGGAGUGGGCGGGCUUCCUCAGUCUAGGACUGAAGACUUUGGGCAGUGCCAGGAGACAGAGGUAUAGACACAGCCCAGACUACCUUUUGCUGGUCACUCUCCUAAAGCUUCAGGGAGGAAUGUCAGUGGCUCACAGCGCAGGUCGUCUUUUGCUGACACUGCUGCUGACAGAAGCCGGGAAGACUCUGGGCAAUGCCCACUCUCUGUGCCUUGACCUCACUAUCAAAUCUCAGUCCAGACCUGGCCAGCCCUGGUGUCAAGUACAGGGCUCCAUGAACACAAAGCCUUUCAUUCAGUAUGACAGUGACAGCAACAAGGUCAAACCUUUGGGUUUCCUGGGGAAGGAGGUAAACGACACGAACGUGUGGACCGAAUUGAGCGAAACACUGGCAGAAGCAGGAAAAGAGCUCAAGAUGGUCCUGCCUGUCACCAAACUGGACAAAAAGGAGACGAGGGGUCCUCCCACCCUGCAGGUCAAAAUGUGCUGUCAACGUGAAGCUGAGCAAUGCUCUGGUGCAUCCUUGCACUUCAGUCUCAAUGGACGGACAGCCCUCCUCCUUGACACCAUGAGCAUAACCUGGACAGUCAUUGAUCCUGGAGCCACAGGCAUCAAGGAGGAGUGGGAGAACAACCAGGAACUGGCAAAGUAUUUCAGGACCAUCUCAACAGGAGACUGCAGCUAUUGGCUUAGGGAAUUCCUGAAACACUGGGAGAACAUGCUGCUCCAGAGACCACAGAACCACUAAUAAUGGCCCCAGAUAUAAGCCAGUCUGCAUCCAUCCGAUUGGUCGCUUGCAUUAUCCUAUUGAUCAUCACCCAGUUAGUUCUAAUUGCUUCAUCGUCAUGAAUCUUAUGAAGAAAUCAGGGACCACAGCAGGUGAGAAGCCAGCCGGCCUCUGGCUCCUAGGCAGGUUUGUUCUGGUCAAGACUUGGGAGAGGUGAGCCUCGGGUCUCACCAAGCCACUGUCCACUGAACCCAUCUUUACCAAGAUGAUGUUCUGUCUUUGUCUUGGGCCCCCACACUUCCCUGUAGGGUUGGGAACCACCCUGUCGUUGGGGUAGAAGAGGCUGGUGUGGGCAGCAGGACAGUGCAGUGGGGGUGGGGAUGAAGACAAGUGUCUUCUCCUUUGGGGGCCCCAGGUUUGAGAUGUAGACAUGGUGGGGUGGGGAGUUGUCCUGAGAUCUUACUCAGGCUUUCCCAGCCCUUUGAUGAAAAAAACCUUUUGUUCUCUGAUGAUAGCACCAUCUAGCCGAACAUUUCCCCCAGUGUUCUAACAGCUAUUCCAUCAUUUGGAUGUUUCUCCCUGGACUAUGAGAAGGUACAAUGUUAACCCAACUCUGGGUGGCAAAAGCUGACCCUUGAUGACAGUCUGGCUGUUGAUCUAAUAUACUACCUUCUACUCAGAGUGGGGUUUAACAAGAAGCUAAAGAAGCUUAUGCUUAAGAAUUCCUUCACUUUCCAUGGCUGUUGA
This is a messenger RNA of Capra hircus (goat), 1969 nucleotides long. RefSeq names its product NKG2D ligand 4-like. The record is from RefSeq and is a predicted model, not a curated record. Bases 617 to 1243 code for a protein of 208 amino acids. Gene Ontology annotation, cellular component: external side of plasma membrane. Lineage: Eukaryota; Metazoa; Chordata; Mammalia; Artiodactyla; Bovidae. The transcript is spliced from 5 exons. Gene Ontology annotation, biological process: antigen processing and presentation of endogenous peptide antigen via MHC class Ib; antigen processing and presentation of endogenous peptide antigen via MHC class I via ER pathway, TAP-independent; positive regulation of T cell mediated cytotoxicity.